Messenger RNA from Serinus canaria (Common canary), 6663 nucleotides. RefSeq lists its product as uncharacterized. Bases 1 to 915 code for a protein of 304 amino acids. The record is from RefSeq and is a predicted model, not a curated record. The transcript is spliced from 2 exons. Lineage: Eukaryota; Metazoa; Chordata; Aves; Passeriformes; Fringillidae.
AUGGCAGGAGGGCACAACACAGCUGCUGGCCUGGUGCUGGCCUUUCUGGGUGGAGGGGGUAAAAAAGAUGGAAAGGGGGUCUGGAAUGGGGUGGUGACAGCAGCACAGCAAUGGCAUCUGGAUGGCACGUGCAAACUGUUAGGAUCAGGAGACUGGGAGAGGAGCCGGGGCACGCACAGAGGCGUCCCCACAUACUGCAAGGCUUUGUGCCAGGGAAGCAAGAGCCCGGAGACAUCAGCAGAGCAGAUGUCUGGUCAGGAGAGGACCACGUCUGUGGGACCGUCUGACACAAAGAGGGAACAUGGCUCCGGCACUGGCCGUCACCACAUGCUGGUGGCUCCAGCAGGACCCAAGAGAAGGCUGCUCCAUGCACAGGGUAUGGAGCAGCAUGGAUUGACUCCAGGCAGUUCCCUGACCUCUCAUUUCUCUUUACUGGGGUCUGAGAACACGUGGUGGUUGGAAUCACAGGGACAAAGCAUGUGGAAAACACUCCUGGAUAUGCAGCCCCACCUGCCUUCUCACCUUCCCCCACAAUGGCUCUGGCCAAUCUGUGUCUCACAGCAAAGUCAAAACGUGCACUCUCCCUCUGGUCCUCAUCCUUGCACAGUGGUGUAUUCCUUUGCCAGAGCCUGGCUGGCCCAAGCCAAAGCAAAAGCUGCUCCCUGCACCCUCCCUGUGAGGCCUCCGCAGCACCCAGCAUGCAGGCAGCAUUGCAGGCAGCGCUGCAGGCAGCAGAGCACGCAGGAGCCUGUAACCUGGCAGCGAGCCCCAGCAUGGUCCAUGCAGCCUGUUCAGCCCUGCGGGCUCCCACCCACCCCGGCCCUGCCGGGGAAACGGCUCAGCUGCAUCCAGAGGCUUCUGGAUGGGGGGCAGCAGCUGCCAGCCCCGUUCCAGGCCGUGCAAACCUCGGGCUAGUGGAGCAGUGCUAUAAAUAUCUCCCCUUGCGAGACCCGGUCACGCAGCCGAGAUCACGUAAGGGGAAGCGCUGCCCUCCUGCAGGUCUCGGAGCCUCGGUGCCUGCGCAGCACAGCCCCUGGAGUCCCCUCAUGUCCUGGUUCAUGGCCAGGGCACUGGGGUGCAGACCCCAGAAGUGGCUGGCACAGCAGUGUGCAGAUCAUGUGGGCAAGCACAGGCGGCAUUUCUGCCACCAGCAUAGAGAGUGGCAGAUGCCAGCCCCACGGAUCCCCCAUCUGCCCCCCAGCCACCCCCAACCCUCCUUUAAAAGCACAACACCCCUAAGCCCACCUCGUACAGUACCACAAAUGCCCUGCAUGAGACCCCCAUGCCCACCUACACAUUCACCCCUUCCUGCCGCACUCCGGGCACCCUGCACCCCCUGACCCAGAUGCAAAUCGCUGCAGCCCCUCUGUACCAUUAAACCUGCGGUAGGAUGAUUGGGGGAGCAGAAACCCCUCAGAUGUGGGGACGACUGCAAUCCCUGUUCCCUGCAGAGCCCCCAGCCCUGAGCAGCCCCCAGCCCGGGGAAGGGGGGAAGUGCUGCCCUGGCACACCCAGCCCUCGAACCACGCACCAUCGCCCCCAGCCCAGUUUACAGACGAUCAAGGCUCCCCUCCCGCCGGUACUUUUCCAUACACACCCUCCAUGGUCCUUUGUUCUGUGCAAAUCCCGGAUCCGGCCCGCUCUCGGCAUGGGGGUUGUAUAUACCCACUGUCCUCCCCGAAUUCACCCCACAGCCAGUCCCCCCUGGGUGCCCCCCUGCCCUUGGAAGGGGCGCGGGCGAGGGUCCCGGGACUCGGGGGGCUGAGCUCGGGCCCGGCCGCCCCCGCCCGCUUGCCUGGCUGCGGCCGCUGCCUCCUUCGCCUCUGCCCGGAGCCGAGACACCGGAGCCGCCGGGGUGCGCAGCCGCCACGGGGCAGCGGAGCCUUCCAGUGGUACCGGAGCCACCCGGGGCACCGGAGCCUGCCAGGAGUACCGGAGCCGCCCGGGGGUACGGGAGGUGCCGAGCUGCCCGGGUGCGGAGCCACCCAAAGGGACCAUCUGUGCUGUAGGGAGAGGCUGCUCUGCUCAAGGAUCUACCGCUGGAGCAAGCAAGACCCCAAGACGAGAGUGAGGUAGGAUGUCAAGGGGGCAUGGGGCAGGGGAGAGGGGUUCAGAGCCACCUCCUAUACAAACCAAAAGGGUCUCCCAGUGUGCAAUAUGGGACAUGCUGGGGCUGUUAUGAGGGCAGGGAGGUUCAGCAGGUACUUGAGGAGCACAGUAAGAGGUGACCAGUCCCUCCUGCUUGGCCCUGGUCCUAAACUUCCCAUACAGCAAUGGAGGGAUGCAGCCAACUGGCUGGGGAGGGAUCCCAACAGAGCCACAGCAGUCCCAGCUUAGGGCUGUGCUGAGAAAUCCAAGCAGCACCAGACGGACUCUUUGCUUGUCUUGGCUGUGCCCCCCACCCAGCAAAGUGCCCAUGGGCAGCAACGGGCCACGCGCAGAUCCAACCUGUCUCUGGCCACCCUCCUCCUGAGCCCAGUUCUGGGUCACUGCCACCACCCUGUCCCUGCCCCGAGCUGCUGCAGACGAGCUGAUGCUGAUCUGUUCUCUCUGUGGUGGAGAACGACUCGGCAGAAGGAAGGGAAGCCGAGCUGCUCUGGCAGGGAAAAGGCAAGUUAAACCCCCCCCACUGCCUGUUUUAGUGGGGAAAUCUGCACAAAUCCAGCGUUAUCCUGGUGGUUUGGGGCUGGGGCAGUGCCCAGCUGCUGGCAGUGCCUGCACAGCCUGGCACAGCCCUCCCUGGCCACCCGGUCGCUGGGCUGAGACCGCGCCAACUCGCUUCACCCAGGGCGAGCUAUGACAGCUCCCUGCUGAGCAUGGCUGGACUGGGCAGCCCAGCAGCCUUCUUGGCUUUGCCUGCUGGAAUGAGCUGAGGAGGAGGGCUGGUGCCCCAGCAGGGAGGAGGGGCUGUCACCAAUCUCCUGGUGACACUUGGCCAACUCAUUGCUUCCAGUCUCUACUGUUCCUUUCCAGCUGCCUGGGCUGGACUGGAGCUGCCUGGCUGGAGAUGGCUGUCCAGUGAGCCAUGCAUCCCCAGGUAGUCAUUAGGGCAGGGGACACUGUGGAUGAGAAGGGGAUGAGUGUAGCAGCUCAGGGCUCUUUGUGGGGUGAAAGAAGUUGGAUGACAGCGGUGGGAUGAGGGGUGGCACCACAGAACAGUGUGCAGGAGGGAAACUGAGGCACAGUGGCUGCACCCAGGGGCAGGUGGCCCUGUCCAGCUCUUUGGAGAGCAGUACCCGGGUGGAGUGGGCACAGCACUUCCCGGGAGGGCGGCAGAGCCGAUGGCAACCGAGAUAAUGCUGAAAAUACGCCAGUGGCUUUGUUGCCGGUGACAAUGGCCUGCAGUAUUUUUAGCUGUUGUGUCCUUAGCUACAGAACAGCCUCUCCGGUCCAGCUGCUGCCCCAUCCCACCCUUAGUGUCACAGGGUCCCCAUGGCCCCCCAGGGCUGCUUCCCGGCGCUGUGGAAACCGUAACGUUAGAAACUAAACACAAACACCUUACCCGCUGCCACCCCCGGCUGAGUCACAGCACUGCCUGCUCCCCUCGCCCCUGCCUCCCCCUCCCUCCUGCACACCCCCAGCGCCUAAAGCAGUAGCUGCUGCCCCAAAAGCCAGCCCCACUCUCACUUAUGGGAUAUUGCCUCUCCCAGGGUAAAGCUCAGGGUUGGCUUCACUUGCUUCCAUCUCAGGACUUCAAAAGAUGGGGAUUUGUGGAGAAAACUCUGCAGGGUGGCAUCACUGUCCCCAGCCCCGUGACACUGGGACAUCCCCACUGCAGAGUCAGACCCUGAGUGGCCCCCAGCUUGCCAGCAUGACCCCAGCCUCAGGGAUAAAAAGUCAGACAGGAACAGGCAGAGGCAGGAGCUGCUUUGUACUCUGUGUCAAGGGCCAGGCUGGGGUGCUGUGCCUGGCCCCCUUGUCCCACUGAAGGAGAAUGGGGUGUAGGAGCAGGAGGAGUUUUGGGGUCACAGUGGUGGUGAGACAUGGGGGAAUGAGGCAGCUCUGCUUGACCCUCAGGGGAGGUGUCAGCAUCUGACUCCAGCCAGACCCAGCAUAUCGAUGCUCACAUUUCACCUUGGUAGGGGGAAACAAGGGAUGAGUGGGACCCCAUCCCACCUCCCAGGGGUGACAGGGUGUCCCACUGCUGCCCUGUCCCAGCUCCCAUGGGAAUUUUGGGCUGCUUUUUUGUGAAGCUUGCAAGCUGCUGUAGGGCACAUGUGGCUGUGUCCCCAUAGUCAAGGCCACACACACUGGCACAGCUGCCCUCCUUCCAUGACCCACAUCUCAGGGCCCUCAGCACACAUGGGUGUUCAAGCACCGGGAGAGCAGCUGCACCACCUCUUCCCUAAAAUAAAGCUGUGGCCAGCAGGGAGGCUGGGGUGGGUGGCCGUGGCUGUGACUAUGUUAGGAUGUUCUGGGGCCGAGGGCAGAUCACAUCGCAGGGAUGAAUUAAUUAACACUCGGCAGUUUUGGAUGAUGUCCCAGGCUUCUUUUCUAUUUUCAUUUUAGCAAACUCCCAAGUCUGCUUGGCGCCUGCCGGGUCCCGAGUCUGGUGCUUGGGGGGGUGGGAGCACCCAUGUAGCUGCCUAAGUACCUGCAGGUGCUGGGGUGGCAUCACAGACACCCCACUGGCUCGAUGCCUCCCUGCUCCCCAAAAUUUGGGUGCUCUCCCUGAUCAUGGGGGCCAGUGCAGUUAAAAGCACUUUUCAGGGCCUGAUAGAGCCCCUACUUUCCUGCUGUUGGUUUCCUUAAAUCUCCAUCCUGCCUGCAAGAGGCUCACACACACACCUUGUGCUUGGCUUACACCUCUGAAAAUUAUCUGGGAAAGGGACUUUUUAAUAAAAGUUGUAAACACUCUCAAAUAGUACUUUUAUUAUUCCAAAACAGAGUGAGGAUGAAGGAUCAGGGCUGUGGGGUGCAUGUGGGAGGGGCUGGCCCCAAGUGAAGGAGCCUGGGGGGGGGUGUCAGUGCGUCCAGCUGUGCGAGCAGACACCUGUCUGGCUGGGUGUGAGUAGUACAGCUGCUAGUGUGUGGGUCUGGGGGUGCUUGCAUGGAACAGGUCAGGGCUGCUGUGCUGGGGCAGGGAUGUCCCUGCUGGGGCACAUGGCACUGCUCAACCUCAGUCCUCAGCCUCAUUUCCCACUGAUGAAACCGGCACUUCUCCCCAUCAGGCCUCUGCCUCCCCAGUCAAAGAAAGGGUGUGGCAGUGAAAACAUGCCCGUGCCUCCCAUGCAGGCGGCCAGGGAGAAGCCCUGCGCCAGGCAGCCUCACCCGCCCCCCCAACACCUUUAAAUUUAGCUUUUCCCUCUCCAGCUGCGCAAGCCAGGCUGGCGGCCAAAACCUCUGCAGCUGAACACGCCCCUUGGAGAGCAGCCGCUGCCUUGAUGGUCUCGGAGCCCCAGAAAGGCCCUGUGCUCGCUCCACAUGCACUGCCAUGGCUCACACCUGUGCUCACCUCAGCCUGUGCCCCGGGCAAGCGGGAAGGGAUCACAGGCCCAAGGUCCUCCCAGGGAAUUUGGGGCAGAGCUGAAAACGACUCCCCAGGCUCAAGGAGGGAGAUCCCUGCUAGCAAAAAAAGCUAGUCCAGCCCUGCUACCCCAGAGGAGCAGGGAAUCCAGCAGGCAUGCCCUGUGCCCACCUUCUCGGUGCUGCCUGCCCGGCUGAAACUAGGAGGGUGCAGCGCCACUCACCUGCACGCACACACACGUCACCUGCCUGUGUGUGCGUGCUCAGACACGGCACACGCGUGGCACAGGUGGCCCACUGAGCCUCGUGGCCGUGCCAGCACCCGUGGGCUCACCUGGGCACCCGUGGCUUGGCUAGGCACCCACCUGCGAGUGCCUGCAGCCCUGUGCGGGCGAGCACACGUGCAAGCACGGAGGUGUGCGUUAACACGUGGUGUUGUGCGUACGUGUGUGCACUCUGGGCACGUGUGCACACACACACAAAUUCUGGGCACUGGGGUGCCCACACGUGUGUGCAAAGCGCAUGGAGCCUCACUAGGAGUGACUGUGGGUGGGCAGCACUCGUGUGGGCUGGCGUGUGCUGUGCCCAGGCACCACCAGAUGGUGCCCUGCCUCCGUGUCACCUUUUGGGGACACAAACCUGCUCCCUGCGCAAGGACAUGGGGAGGUUCAUGAGGGGACACCUCCCUCUGUGCCAGGCAGAACCCCCACCAUAGCCAAGGGAGAGUGACAGCCACGGUGAUACCUGCCUGUGCCAACGCUUUCUUGGAGAAGAUCAAGGGGGUGGAUCAGCACGUUGGUAGCACUGGAGGAGGGGGCUUGCUGCAGGGGGUGGGCUGGUGGCAGGGAGACAGGCACAGGUCGAAGAAGCUGCAGGGUCUGUGUAUGAUUUGGGUGGGUGGGCAGCUCCCCCCUCCCCUACUGUGACCACACACUUUUUGGGUGUUAAGUGGCCCCUAGCCUGCAGCGACCAUAAACCUGCCCAGAAUAUGAGAUGCAGGCGUGGGGUGGGGGCUGCAGCGUGUCCCCACCCUCACCUCGUGAGGCUGAGACCCAACCAAACUCACCACACGCAGCCGCGGCAGAGAUGAGAGGAAAGACUAAAGAGGGGGGAGCCGCAAUUUCUGGUCCAUUCCUCUCCCAGCUCUAUGGGCUUCUGUCCCCACAUCCCCUGCCGGUCUGCAUGGGUCACUCCCAG